This is a messenger RNA of Staurois parvus, 304 nucleotides long. Lineage: Eukaryota; Metazoa; Chordata; Amphibia; Anura; Ranidae. The record is from the annotation of a GenBank genome assembly.
CAUAUGACGUCCUCCCAGAACGCGCUCUCCUGCGCCCCAUCUCCUACGGACACAGCUGAUCACGUGAUGUGGUAAAAGACCAAUCAUACCGGCCUUUUACCACGUGAUCAGCGGUGUCCAAUGACACGCUGAUCACAGGGAAAUGCAAGUGCCGGGCACUGAUGAUCAGUGCCCUGAUGAUCGGUGCCCAGCAAUGCCACCCGCAAGUUCCGCCCACUUGUGCCCAGCAGUGCGCCCACUAGCUCCGCCCACCUGUGCCCAGCAGAUCACCCACCUGUGCCCAGCAGUGCACCCACCUGUGCCC